ACAACACAAACGGUUUCGAGUGUCGCGGACCAGUGCACCGACACGUUUUGAGCCUAAUUCCAAUUUCCACACGCGGCGGUCGCACGCAACCGGCCACCGACGGAGGGCGCCAUCAGCACCACCGUGAAAUCGGCGGAGGAGAAGCUGGGCUCGGCCAAUAAAUGGCAGGUCUGGGUGAUCAUUUUAGUCGUGCUCCUUCUACUUUGCGAAGGAGAACUUCCUCCUCCGGCGUGAGUUUCCCUUAAAUUCCGCCACAAUUUCCUCACCGAUUUUGUCGAUUCUCUAGCUUCUGGUUUUCAGGCGUCAAGAUCCGUUUUUUGUUCCGUCUUUCUUUAGAGAACAAAAAUCAUCUUCUUUGCGUGCUCCGGUUCGAAGUUUGUACUCUGAUGCAUAGAGAUGGAAUUUUGGGCAUUUUGUGAUCUUGUUCCGUGUCACAUUUCGGAGUGGUUGUUGUUUGAGGGGUGCUGAAGUAAUUAGGGUUUCUUUCUUCGUCUAGAGUCUGGAACCAUGUCCAAGUUUUGAUCUGGUGGAUGUGGUGUUGGAAUCCCUGAAUAAGGUCGGAAACGCUCAGUAGUGGCUGCCGGCGUCAUCCAUUAGAGGUAGAUGGAGAAGGCGAGUGGUAAACCUCUGCAGCCGUGUGUGUGCCUCCUCGCCAGCCUCUGCGUCUUUUUCUGGGCUUUCAUCUUCUAUUUCCAUUUCCAAGUGCUCAGUAGCAGCAGUAGCACCUCCAACCCGGCCCAGCAAUCCUUUUCCUUAUUCUCAAUUUCGAUCAAUCCCCGACAACGACAAGAAAUUGCAACUGACAGCACCCUACCUGGUGAAUUACUUGCUCCCCGUUCAUCUCAAUUGGGGCCUCCGCUGCUGCCCGAACCCAAGCCAUCGAUCCACCGUCGAGGAUGGCCCAAAUCGAAGCCAUCGGCCAGCCCUUCAGUGCCGCAGAAGCCCUUCUUCCCCUUCACGGAUGCUCUGAAGAUGCUCGACAACAAGAGCGACCCCUGCGGUGGGCGGUACAUCUAUGUCCACGACCUCCCUCCGCGGUUCAAUGAUGACAUGAUCAGGGACUGUAGAAAGCUGAGUCUUUGGACGAACAUGUGCAAGUUCACCACCAAUGCUGGCCUCGGGCCGCCCCUGGAAAACACCGAGGGCGUCUUCUCCGACACCGGGUGGUAUGCAACAAACCAAUUCGCCGUCGACGUCGUCUUCAACAACCGGAUGAAAAGGUACGAGUGCUUGACCAAUGACUCAUCAAUCGCGGCCGCCAUCUUUGUGCCGUUCUAUGCUGGCUUCGACAUCUCGCGCUACCUUUGGGGCUACAACACCUCGGUGAGAGACGCUGCGUCACUCGAUUUGGUCGACUGGCUCAUGAAGCGGCCAGAGUGGAGCGUGAUGGGUGGGAGAGACCAUUUCUUGGUGGCAGGGAGGAUUACUUGGGACUUCAGGAGGCUGACGGAUUUGGACUCAGAUUGGGGAAGCAAGCUCUUGUUCUUGCCGGCCGCCAAGAACAUGUCUAUGCUGGUGGUGGAGUCGAGUCCAUGGAACUCCAAUGAUUUCGCAAUCCCUUAUCCCACCUAUUUCCACCCUGCAAAUGAUGCUGAUGUCUUUGCCUGGCAGGACCGUAUGAGGAAGCUGAAGAGGAAGCAUCUAUUCUCCUUCGCAGGAGCUCCUCGCCCUGGCAGCUCCAAGUCAAUUAGAGGCCAGAUCAUAGAGCAGUGCAAGAAUUCCAAGGUUUGCAAGUUGCUGGAGUGUGACUUGGGAGAGAGCAAGUGCCAUUCCCCCAGCACCAUAAUGCAAAUGUUCCAGAGCUCUUUGUUCUGCUUGCAACCGCAGGGUGACUCAUAUACAAGGAGAUCAGCUUUUGAUUCGAUCUUGGCAGGUUGCAUACCAGUUUUCUUUCAUCCUGGAUCGGCAUAUGUCCAAUACACUUGGCAUCUUCCGCGAAACUUCUCCACCUACUCGGUGUUCAUUCCUGAGGAUGAUAUCAGAAAGAGAAAUGUCAGUAUUGAAGAAAGACUGAAGCAAAUUCAUCCUGAUGUUGUUAAGGUGAUGAGGGAGCAGGUCAUAGGUCUCAUACCCAGGGUCAUUUAUGCAGAUCCUCGGUCUAAACUGGAGACGCUGAACGAUGCCUUCGAUGUGGCAGUGCAAGCAAUGAUCGACAAAGUUAUGAAGUUAAGAAGGGACAUAAUAGACAAAACCGAAGAUAAAGACUUCAUCGAGGAAAAUAGUUGGAAGUAUGCUCUGUUGGAAGGACAGAGGAGAGUUGGGGCACACGAAUGGGAUCCUUUCUUCUCUAAGUCCAAAGAUACCAAUGCUGUUUCUAAUAGUUCGUCUGCUGAAGCUGCUAAGAAUUCUUGGAAGAUCGAACAAAGGGAUCAAUCUUGAUCUAAAUGCAAUGUUCAGUUGGAUUAAACACUCCAACUUAAAAUUAGUGACUUAUGCAAUGAGAUUAGCUGAUUCUGAGGCUACUUGGCACCACAUCAUGUUAAUUUUAAGGAGCUUGUAAGUCUUGACUACCCUUUCUUCCACAGAUAUAGAAGGUAGCAGGAGUUCUAUCUUUGUUAUGUUAAUACUUUUUUGUUUCAAUGGUACAUUUUCUUUCUUGUUUA
Zingiber officinale is the source of this 2603-nucleotide messenger RNA. RefSeq names its product xyloglucan galactosyltransferase KATAMARI1 homolog. Gene Ontology annotation, molecular function: glycosyltransferase activity. The coding region runs from base 604 to 2379 and encodes 591 amino acids. Lineage: Eukaryota; Viridiplantae; Streptophyta; Magnoliopsida; Zingiberales; Zingiberaceae. The transcript has a single exon. The record is from RefSeq and is a predicted model, not a curated record.